AUGCUGUCUGUGGCCACCGGCCCUGGGAACAGCUCCAACAGCUGCAGCACAGACAGGAGCGUCCUGUCUCAGGCCGCGACCAGCAUCUCCAUCUGCCUCAUCCUGGGGCUGGGCCUGCUGCUCAACGGGCUGGCGCUCUGGGUGUUCUGCUGCCGCCUGCGCCGGUGGACGGAGACCCGCGUGUACAUGGUCAACCUGGUGGCAGCCGACAGCCUGCUGCUGCUGAGCCUGCCGGGGGUGCUCCACACGCUGCGCCAGGCGGCGGCCCCGGAGGGUGCCCUGUGCAGGGUCCUGCAGAGCUGCUACUACGCGAGCACCUACAUGAGCAUGUGGCUCCUCGCGGCCAUCGCGGCCGACCGCUACCUGGCCCUGCACUUCCCGCUGCGGGCCCGGGGCUGGCGCGGCCCCCGCCAGGCUGCCCUCACCUGCGCGGCCCUCUGGCUGCUGGUCGGGGGGGCGGUGGCCCUGCCCGCGGCCUGGCUGCGCCCGGGGGAGAGCUUCUGCUUCGGCCGGGGCCGCACCCGGGGCCCCAGGGCCCUGGUCUUCUCGCUGCUCCUCUUCUUCCUGCCGCUGCUGGUGCUGAGCGUCUGCUCCGGCCAGGUGCUCCGGCGCCUCCUCCGCGAGUGGGCUCGGGCCCAGCCCCCGGCCGCCGGCCGCAUCCUCAAGGCCCUCUGCGUGGUGACCGCCAACCUGGCCACCUUCGUGCUCUGCUUCCUGCCGCUGCACGUGGCCUUGCUGGCCAAGCUGGUGGCCCAGUGGACGGGGGCGGCCUGUCCCGCCGUCCAGAGGGCAGCCGCCGCCGUGCAGGUGGCCUCCCGCAUCGCCAACGCCAACUGCUGCCUGGACGCCAUCUGCUACUAUUUCGUGGCCACCGAGUUCCAGGAGGAGGUGGGCGCUGUGCUCACCAGGCCCUGGGCUUCCCGGGGAAGGGUGCCGCGGGCUCCUGCGUGUGUGCACCUCAGCCCGGGCAUCCAGGAGAGCAGCACAGGGGGCGGCCCCCACGCGGCCCCCAGCCCCCGGCGUCCCCGGCCCUCCCGCCGCCCCUGGCUUCCUGCCACCACGGAGUCCGCAAGAGUCAGCCUCCCUGACACGGUGUGA
Molecule: messenger RNA, 1098 nt
Organism: Molossus molossus (Pallas's mastiff bat)
Lineage: Eukaryota; Metazoa; Chordata; Mammalia; Chiroptera; Molossidae
Product: G-protein coupled receptor 35-like
Exons: 1
Coding region: 1-1098 (365 amino acids)
Biological process (GO): positive regulation of Rho protein signal transduction; phospholipase C-activating G protein-coupled receptor signaling pathway
Cellular component (GO): membrane
Molecular function (GO): G protein-coupled receptor activity
Source: RefSeq, a predicted model, not a curated record